This is a messenger RNA of Paramecium pentaurelia, 1676 nucleotides long. The record is from the annotation of a GenBank genome assembly. NCBI's taxonomy places the organism in Eukaryota, Ciliophora, Oligohymenophorea, Peniculida, Parameciidae.
AUGAAAUAUUUUCGUGUGUGUGAUUGUAUUGCUUAGCUCAUAUAUUAAUAGUUAAAAUCCAAGUCUCAAUUCUAAUCAGGAAGGGAGUCAUUUAAAUAAAAAAGAAAAACAUUAUAAAUAUUUUUAGCUUUCUUUGCUUUUUUCUAGAAUAAAAUCGUAAUAUAAAAUUUAAAAUUAAAGUGUAAAUUAAUUUAUUAUUUAAUUAAAUUUUUGCACCAAAAAUGAUAGAAAAUGAAAAAGAUAUAUGUUGUUCUAAAGGACACUAACUACAUGUUGUUACAGUUGUGCUAGAUCCAAAAUUAAUAAAAAAUUAGAGGCUAUUAUGCACAGAAUGUUUAGAGACCACAGAGAUAGAGGCCAAAGUGGUUGGUCUAAAGAUAAUUACUUAAUAUAUUAAAGAUGGUUAGGUAAAGAAGAUGGAGAGAAUAGAAAACAUUAUAAUUAAUUAAGUAAAAUAAAUUGAAUAAUUACUUGGUGCUGUUAAUUAAUUGAAAUCAGUUGUAAUUCAAUAAUUAGACUAAUUUAUAACAAUAAUUAAAGAUUGGAUAUAGAAUCUAUUAUCUUAAGGUUCAUAAUAUGCUAAAUUUAGUUUUUUUGAGGAGUUAGAUAUGAUUAUUUUGAAGUAGAAUAAAAUUGAAAUUAAUUUUGAAAAAAUAAUCAAUGAAAUUCAUAAAACCAAUUACUCUUGGAAUUCAAAAUUGCAUCCGAAAUUAGAAUAUUUUAAUAAAUUUGUAGAAUAUAAUAAAUGUAAAGAAUUAUUGUCGAAUAUGGAUUUAAAUUCUUAGAAAUUUAGCCAAAGUGAAUAAUAAAAUUAAAUCAAAGUAAAUCCUUAACAACAACCUAAUUAGAAUUAAUAAUAAGUAUUAUAAUUAGUAGAAAUCAAAUUAAAGUUAAUUGAUUAAUCAAUUAAAUAAAUUAUCAAAUGUAAUGCAAUUGUUUUUGAUUCUUCUGGAUCAAUAAUGGUAUCAACAGAAAAGAAUGAUAUUAAAGUCUGGAGUUUUCUUAAUGGAACAAUCAAAUUAAUAAAAGUUUUGUAAGGACAUAGUAAUUGGAUUUAAUGUUUAGUUUAUAGUAAGAAAUAAAAUUCCUUUAUUUCAGGUAGUGGAGACAUGAGCAUAAGAUGUUGGCAGCAACUGGAUUAAACUAAUUGGAACAGUUCUUUACCUUAUAUAUAUCAUAGAGAUUUUGUAAGAUGCAUUUUAUUGAAUUCAAAUGAAGAUUUACUAUUUUCUGGAGGUGAUGAUAAAUAAAUUAUAGUUUGGAAGGCUGAUUUAAAUGAAAAUAAAUUGAAAUGUCUUUAUUCUUUAGAUAAACAUAACAAUUCAGUUGUUGCCUUGAGUUUAAAUUAAUCAGAAAAAUAUUUAGUAUCAUGCGCUAGAGAUAAGAAUUAAAUAAUUAUUUGGGAAAGAAAGAACGAAAAUAAGUUUGAAUUCAAAUAUUUCGUUAACUAAUCAAUCUAAAGCUGUGGGUUUAAGGUUAAGUUUAUUAAAGAGAACUAAUUUAUCUGGAUAACUGGUAAUAAAGAUAUAGAUUAACUAUAUGUAUUUGAAUUAAAAGAUGGAGUCUUUUAAGAGAAUUAAGAGAAGGCAAUAAAAUUAAUACAGAAUUAGAUGACAGUUGAUGAAUAUCAUUUUCCAAUCACAUACAAUAAAGAGAAGAAUUUAAUAGUGUUUUGA